Messenger RNA from Ostrea edulis (European flat oyster), 9830 nucleotides. RefSeq lists its product as uncharacterized. The transcript has 17 exons. Lineage: Eukaryota; Metazoa; Mollusca; Bivalvia; Ostreida; Ostreidae. Bases 212 to 4192 code for a protein of 1326 amino acids. The record is from RefSeq and is a predicted model, not a curated record.
UUUGUAAUGUUUAGCAAAAUCUCGCUAUUCUCGGGAAUUCCCCCGAGAUCUGCCGAAUUCAGACGAAUGAAACGAGGAAUUUAAUUGGUCGUUAUAAAACAACAAGGCCAGUGUAUGGGAAAUUUAACUUGGCUUUCGAAGAACAAGUUUUGAAAGAAGAGAAGAAUGAAAUCAAAUUUUCUUACCUACAGUCAAAGAUGAUUCAACAGUGAUGAAGAGGACAUCUACGAGAACUGACCAUAUGCCAGGAAGGCAAACGAAGAAUAUAGUUGGCAAUGUUCCAAGUAAAAUUCCGCAGUGCAUUCAAGAAGAGAAGAAGAAAACAAAGGCCAUACCUGACUUUAAUAAGCUUCAUCAGAAAUGGCAAAGACAGCUGGAAAUCGGCAAAAUUUGUAGAAAGAAACCUCAAACUGUGCCGACUGAAUUUAAUUUGAGCAAAAGCAGCAAAUUGGAUAUAUUGAAGAAUACCAGAAAGGAGCUGUUCUCAGAUGAAGAUUUCCAGGCAGAUCAUAAGUCAUUGGACAACAUACUGCAUGGACUGCCGAGACGAGUGGUCACUUCACGGCGAGCCACCACAGCAACCGGAAAGGACAUGAAGAGGAGCCAGAGCUGUAACAGUCAUGGACAUAGACGGAUUCUUGGAGAGCUUCCUUGUGACCCAGAUCAGACGGCAAAAGCCAACAGACGCAGAAGUCGAAGUGCCAAUGCUGAUGUCCCCCUUAAGCUGCUCACGAAGAGUGCUGAGAUGAAAUUUGAGCCUGACCCACAAGCCUUACGGAGUAUCAUCAACAGCGAGGGAAUGACCCCGUUACGCGUGGCAGCCCCCAAGCGGCAGACAACCACUGGAGCUAUUAUCAGACAAGAAAGACCUUCAAUUUAUGAUGCCAUGACCAGUUCUCGACACAGGGAUUCUAAAUUUGCUGCAGUACGCAUGGCAAAAACGAAAAAUCCUAAUAAGCGUCCCAUCGGCAGCCCUGUACAAAGAGCAUCGCAGCCCAAGAGAGACCCUCCCAGGGAGAGAUCGAAAAAGCCUGUGGAAGAACAGUCGGUGUCAUUGGCAGAGGAGUUUGAGGUAGACCCUCAGUCCUUAAGGAACAUCAUCAACAACGAGAGUAUGACACCAGUGAGAGUUACUGCCCCUGUCAGGAGCACUCUUGGAGGACCCGUUAUGAGAAGGGAAAGGCCAUCAAUUUAUGAUGCCGUGACGAGCUCCAGGAAUAACUCGGUGUUUGGAAAUAUGAGACUGUCCGAUUACAAGCCUGGAAUUAGGUCUGGGAAGCUGAUUACAGGUUCCACUUCAUCCCCAGCACCUACAGGAUUUCCCCUGAAGAGGACCCCAGCUAAAGGCCCUGUGCCGGACCUCAUCAGAAGUGCCACCAAAAGUGAGGCAAGAAGAGUUCCAAGAAAUGGAAGCGGCAUCCUGACAGACAUAACCUUUAAGAAAGCCGGCGAACAGAAACAUGUUAAAUGGGCAGAUGUGUUUGAUGAAGAGCCUUUUCCCGAGGAAAAGAGCAAUGUUCAAAGGACUCUCUUCACUACCCUUGAGGACAACGAGGAAGAGGAUGAGGAGUGCAAGGAAAAUAUCUGCCCUCUAGUCAGAGGACCCACACCCGUUAACACACAUACACAGCCCAGCAGCAAUAGACCGGCCAAGUCUCCCACACCCAACAAUGGACAACAGAACACUGAGGCCAAUUGGGUUCACACAUUGACCAGUGAUCUAACUAACAAUAAAAACAGCAGCAUCACUCAGUCAGCUGGUUGGGAUUUGAAAACACAGAACUCCGGCAAUAUUUAUGGACUUGUAUCUUGUUUGAGCUAUGAUAGGAAGGUCGGUGGGGAAACUCGGGGCUCUGCCAGCAGCACGGAUGGAACUGUUUACAAAAGAGGACUUUUUCCUACCACUGCUGAUAAAGCAAAUUGUCACGAUGAUUCACCCCAUGUUUCUGAAGAUGUUUUACCAAUAUCUGGAGAUCGGAGCUGCAUCAGAGAGGGGGUGACUCAUACUUCUCCUGUACUACUGCAAGCCUACAGUCGCCACUGUGCUGGAGACACGGAACGCUAUAGUAACUCAAGAUCCGCUACCUGUUUACAACAGAAAGGACUAGAACCUGUAAAUCAAGAAUCCUCUUCACAACACUCAGAGCACCAAUUCUUACAAGGAUCGCCAAAUUCUGGGGACUCUGCAAGUAGUCUGCAAAAUUUACCUGGAAAUGUAGAUGAGAAAUCUUAUAAUAGAUUGCCAAUUACUGUUGGAAAGCAUGAGCAUUUGCAGUUAGGAAAUGUUCAAAUAAUUUCAAAUAAUUCGUUAGAUAGGAAGAGCAAGGAGAAUAGAGAGAAUGGACUUUUCAGAGACAACCGCCCGGUACAGAGACAGACAGACAAGCUCACAUUCGCUGCAUCAGAUGAUUGCAAUGUUUUUGUAAUCAAAGAAAACCAACCGAUUUCAAAUAGAUUUUGUACCCCAAUCAAAGAUGGCACAAAACAUGGAAAAAAUUAUGUUUAUGUUCAAAAUCAAGCACAAUAUGAAGGCCGUAAUUUUGCUUCUGAAACUGGAAAACUUAGCCAUUGUACAAAUGAUCUUGUAACCAUACACCAUGAGAGUGAUGUCAAAUUACACCAGGAACAGGUUACUAGAUCUUAUUCCACCAAUGCAUCAAAUUUAGGAGCUCUACACCAAAGGGAACAAUGUGAUACAAGAAAAGCUUUACUUUCUAAGGAGAUAUUGGUGGAGAGCACCGAGAAACAGUCAACAAUGGCAAUGUUUACCGAGACGGAUCAGGAUGAGAACAGCCAAGCACCCUCCUCAUCUGCUGGAGAACAGAGCACCAGCUGUGAGCGCACUCGCGACUCGGUGGGUAACUUUGUGGGGCGAGUCCAGAAGAGCAAAAAAAGACAGAGUAUCGCCGAGCUGAAUGAGAGCAUAUCGGAGUCGAACUUGCACAUGCAGAACUUGUGUCAGCAGGCUCAGAGUUUGAAAAAUCAGUCCAAGGCGAGACAAAACACCAACAUUAUGUACCAGCUAGAGCUGAUCCGCAAACAGCAGGAAGAGUUACUCAAACUGCAGAGGGAACUCCAGGGGCAGCUUCAAACAGAGGCCGAGUGUCAUGGGGUCGAAGGUCAUACAGACAACCAAUGGGGCAAGGACAGAGACAGUGCAAUGGAUGCACAAAUCAGUAACUUGAUUUCCUCAUCAGAACACAUGUUAACUUUACACAGUGAUAAAAGAUCACAGAAUUUAGAAAGCAUAGAUGAGGAGGAAAGAAAUAAUAAUAAUGACUUGCCAUUUUUAAAUUCCCCGGUAAAUCCUAAAUGUGCGGCACUAGAUUGUGUAUCAGUGACGAAGCCGUUCUUACUUUUAGAUUCAACGUCACUUCUAAACACACCAAAGACCCCUCAUAUUUCACAAACUGCUAGGAGUCCUCUAUUUACACCUAGUAUACAAAGGCGUGUUUGUGAAGUGCAGGACAAUGCGCCUUUCAUUCAGUCACCCAUACCGUUGAAACCAGCACUGCCCUCUCACAGGAAAGGUGCUCAGUCACCCUCUCCACUCCCAAUAUGGACAGCAUUGGCUCUGAAGAGUGAAGCUGAGCGCCACUCAACCUCUGAUGUUCCUUCAACUCCUGCUGCAAAGAGGAGGCUCGAGCAGGAACCAGACUAUGCAAAAACUGCUGAAGAACCCAUGGACUUGAGCGUAAAGUCUGUGGCUGAGUCAACAAAUUUAAACAACUCUGCUCAACAUUUCCUUGUGAAUCCAAACACUGGUACUACUAAAAGUGCAUUCAGAAUGUCUACUUCUUCUGUGGGACUAUCUCAGUCAUUAGACAUUGGGUCGCUUUCUCUAAGAGCCAACACUAUGAGUACUCCAGUCAUUUCCCAGACUGCCCCAUCCCCUCAUCCAAGCAGCAUGUGUACUCAACCAACUCAGGAAAUCCCGUUGUAUAAAGAAGUGUUGUCAAUAGCAAAUGAGCAAAGGUACCGAGAAGCUGUACUGGAUGAUGAGUGCGCUCGAUACUGUUGUCGUCUGCAGGCCACUCAGCCACUGAGUUUUUGGUUUGAAAGAGGGUAUGUCAACCCUGUGGCAACUGUUCUUUCCCAUGGAGAUGAAAUGCACUUUGUACCUAUACACGAGGAGAGAUUCACUGCAGUGUCUGUGGGAGAGGGUUCAGCAUUCUAUUCCUACUCUCCUUGACGUGUGGAUCCCUACCCCCAGUGACGUGUGGAUCCCUACCCCCAGUGACGUGUGGAUCCCUACUCGCUGCGACGUGUGGAUAGUGUGCACCAAAAACAACACAGCUCAUCCUAUCUCCCGGGGAAUAAGAAAGAUUACAUGGAAUAUAUGGACUUUACUAGUAAUAUAGAAAUAAAGAGCAAAAGUGGUAUUGGAACAAUUUGUUGACAUUUUGAUAAAGAUGCAGAAUUACUUGACCUUGAAGAUAAGGUUUAUUGUUUGACCUUGACCUUGAAAGAAACAGAACUGGAAGUGCAUUGUUGGGAUGAUGCUGUCAAAGAAAAUGUUACAUUGACAAGGAAUUUUUUACUCAGUACAUUUAUAUGGCAGGGAUUGUUUUUUGAAUGGAUUUUGUCAUGAUACGGGUCAAGGGUCAAGGUGAUAUGGGAUACUGGAAAAUGUUACUUGCCGUUGUUUUUACUGUUGGUUGUAUGGUAUUUUAAUGUGUACCUAUAUGAUAGUAUUAUGAAUGUUGUAUUAUGAGAUAUAUAUUACAACGCCGACAUAAUUGCUCUUGGUGCAUUGUGAUUGAUUGACUUGUUCCCUUCACCCUUUAUAGAGUAGAGAACCAGUUCAUUGAAUGUGGUUAAAGGAUGGGAAAAUUGUUUUUAAGAAAAAUUUUGCAAGUAGACGACAGUAUUAAACUUUGUGAAGUUAUUGAAAAAUGAAUUCAUUUGAUUAGAAUAAAUUGUGAUAACAGCCUUCAAUGUUUUGUAAUGAACAUUUACCAAGUAUAGAGAAACCCAUAACGGCCACUCGCUACCAACAAACCUAGUUCAGAAAUGAUGAAAAUGGAUACUAAAUUUAUCUCCAUGAUUGUAAAAGUAAACUGAAUAAAUUUCAUUGCAUGGAAUUUGUUUUUUACCACAAUUUCUCAAUUAUGUCUAAUACAUAGAGAAUACUUUAUAUAGAGUUAUAUAAGAAAAAGCAAUAUAUCACAAUUUUUGAUAAAAAAUAUACAAGUUCCUAAUGUUUUAGGAACUUAAUGCUUGUACUAAUGAAAACCAGAACAAGCCAAACAAUUUAUAUAUCAACCUUUUGUUUGUAGCAGGUGCCCUUAAAUUAAUAAGUAUAAUUUGCAUAUUGUUUCUUCAUUGGUUUAUUUAUGAAAUCACAAAAGCAAACAUCUUUUCAGAAUUUGUCCCUCUUGCUGUGCAAUAUUAGAGUGCAUGAACACUGACUUAGGUAUAAUGGACUUUGUUCAUCAUAUCUUUUGACAGAUUACAAAGGCAUUAUAUGGAUAUAUUCUACUUGUCAGACAAAAUUAUGUUCAAAAUCUGUAAAUUAUAGCAAGUCUCUCUAGGACAAUAAACAGUUUAUUGUGUGUUAAGAUUUAAAAUCUGAUAUUAGGUAUAAACAUUCCCACCUGUAUCUAACCAACAUUCUCACAGAUCAUAUUAGUAAGUAAAUAAAUUAAAGAAGUUUUCCCUAGCUUGACCAACUGAAAUCAAUUUCCCUGAUCCCCAAGGUUUUUUCACACAUGUUUUUAAAAUUUUUAUUUAUUUUGAUUAUUUCAUUUGGAAAUUUAUAAAUAUUUAUUUAAAAAAUAAUUUGCAUUUUUUUCUCUGAAAGCUGUAUUUCAAAAAGCUGAAAUGCAGUGAUAAAUUUUGAUAUUACAUAGGUACAUAUUGGAAUCUUUUAGAACAUGAUUUUAUUUAUGGUAAGUAUUCAUUGUUCAACAUUGAAAAGGGCUGUGGUCACACUUAGUCCCAAACAUUUAAAUUAGCAUGUAAUACUGUGUUGACAAUCAGAUUUAUAUGCAUAGGUGAUUAAAAGUUGAUAUUAUAUAAUCUAUAAAUAUUAAGAGUACUAAUACAUGUACUAACAAUUAGGAAUUGAUCUGUUAGUUUCAUUACAUUGUUUUGCCUCAAGUCAAUUUAAUAUAUCUCAACAUGAUAAAAGAGCACAAUUUAAUUUGUUUUACGAUCUUGAUCUUCAAGACACUUAUUUAAAGCAUCUGGAUGAUCUUGACUUCUUUUAGAAAAAAAAAGAUAAUUAUGAAAAACUAUGUCAUGGUGCACUGAUAAAUGAAGAAGGUUCAAGGACAAGGGGGAUUUGCUUUGAAGAAAAAUUUAUUUGGAUAUACAUGACUAUAAAUGGCACACUAUAAUUGAUAUGCAAAGCAAUUAAUAAAUGCUAUAAAAUAUUAUAAGUUGAAUUGGAAGUUUUUAAGGGGAUCAUGGUACAUGUAUUGUAAAUUUGAAUCAUAUAUUGUAUGCUAAUGUUUUUUGGGGGGGGAAAUCAUGUCAAAAUUUCUUAGUUGAAGUUGAUGGUAUAUAGUUUUGAAAUGCAUUUAGUUUUAGCUCUUACAAGACAAGGCAUUCAAAAGUAGUUAUUUGCUCUCAUAGAUCUCUGCAACUGAGAUUAAGGAAAAUUUAAUUUAACAUUAUAUUGUACAGUUUUUGUGUAAACAUUUUGAUUCAGGUGUUUGUUGAUAAGUAUGGAGAGCUGUGAUACAUGUAGAGUGAUUCUUAUAUGUUAUACACUACAGCCUUCUCAGAAAGACACCCUAGGGGAAACAAGAAAUAAUAGGUGCUAUUGGGUUUUUUUUUUUUUUGGUUUUUUUUUUUUUUUUUUUGUAUUCUGUAACAUAUUGUGAGAGACAAAUCAUGGGAUUACCUCAAACAUAAGUUAACAUCAGAAGCAAACUGCAAAAAUAAAAAAUAAAGAUGAUAACAGAAAUGUUCAGGUGUUUGGAAAAGGCACCCCAGGACUGUUUUGUUAUUGCAUACACAAAUGUUAUCUGAUUUUGAUAAGUUCUGUGGUUUUAUUUGUGGAUAUGUAUUCUGUUUAUUCUGAAUAUGGAGUCUGAGGAAUAGAUUAUUUCCAGCCAAUUUGCUGCAUUCAUUCUCUCUCUCUCUCUCUCUCUCUCUCUCUCUCUCUCUCUUCUUUAUUAGGUCACCUGAGUGACUCAGGUGAUCUAUUGCUAUUGGUUUGUGUCCGUGGUCGUGCUCAACAAUUGAACAUUUUUAACUUCUUGAUAACUACCAUUCCAAUUCUUUUCAAAUUUGGUAUGAAACAUCUUUGGGACAAGGAAGACAUUAAUUUGAAAUUUCAGGAUUUGUGCACCCCCAGGGCCUUAAGGGCAGGACAAAAUCUGUCGAGCAUUUGAUAAUUUUCAAAAACAAAAUCUCUACAAUGUACUGCACAUCAGUAAGAAAAACUUCUGCAUAGUCAUGUAGAGCAGGAAGGCCUAGCUGUGCCAAAAUUGAGAAUUUCAUGAUCUUAGCGGUAGGGGUUUUGGUACCAAGGAGGGGCCAAAAUUGUCAUAGUGAGCAAAUGUCUUUAUCAUUUAAAAGAUGUUUUCUUUCGUUUUGCUAAAACUAUUUGAGAACUAAAUGCAUAUUUAGGAAAAACAGAAAGGGAUGUACCAAAAUUGUGAAUUUCACGUCCCCAGGGACUUGAAGUGUCCAAAAUAGUCAUAUACCCGGUAGUAUUAAUAUACAUGUACUAUGUAAAGUCUUUCAUCGGUAUGGGCACUUUCAGGGUCAUUUGUGUUUUAAGAACACAUCUUGUCAUAUACUGUUGCUGAAUAUUAAAAUUUAGCUUAGAUAUGCAGAGCAGGAGAAUUGUUACAGAUUUCGCAGCCCUUGGGGCUAGUGAUACUUUUUGACUAAUACUCAGGUGACUGAUAAGGCCUGUGGACCUCUUGUUUUCUUCACUGUGGUACAAAAGCAAGCAUUUGAAUGGUAGUUUUAAUUAGUUUACACAGUCUGGGGUUCACCUUCACCAUGGUAACGGGUGCUGGUCACCUUGGUUACUACGUCACUGUUGUGCUUAUUGUUAGUUAUGCUACAGAACGAAGACAUUACAACAUUGCGUUUAGCUUAACCUUGUCAAAGUGUUUGUUCAAAAAAGAUUUUACAUUGAUUUUGAAAAGAAAAGUUCGCCAAACAAUGCUAACCUUGGUUUUGCUUGUUGCUAUUCAUCAGAGGAGCAUUCAGUAGACAGGAUUAACCCUGAAAGCAAAUAACUGGCAUCGGUGUCACUAAUUGAUCUAAGAUAUUUCAAUAUCUUCUUUUGUUUGAAACUAUAUCAUUGAUUUUUUUUCAUUAAGCUAAUUGCAAUUUGUAAUGGACUGAACAUGUUUGUGUCAACAUUAGUCAUUGUGCAAAUUCAGUUUUCAGUGAUCUCAAAAUGUAUAGUAACUACAUGCUUUAUAGGGAGACCCUAAUGUUUUCAACAUUCCCCCCCAAUAGAAUUUACACAUCUUUAUGUGACCAACAUACUGGAAUGAGAAAUUAAUCAUUAAACGGAUCAUUAGCUAUUAUUACUGGUGUUGACUUGAGCGUCUGCUCAGUUUGAGUUUUAUUUCAAACUUUUCUGCUGAUUUGUAGUUUUUUGUUGGAGCUGAAGAGCAUCAGAUUAAGUCUUUCUACUGGCUUUAUAAACUUCUGGUAUUUCGUAUAAAGAAGUGACAAUGUCAAGAAGAAAAAUCAUGUUUGUUUCUCCAUUUAAAAUGGAUCCAUUUGCAACUCCAUGAAAGAAACGGAUCUUCUGAUUAUAAUUGCAGUUCUUCAGAGAUAUCUUGUACAUGCAUGGUUAUACAAAAAUUCAUUUUUCAUAAAAUAUGUUACCAAUCUUGGUGUAAAUCUUAUUACCUGUAUGGCAAAAUUAAUGCUUGUUUUCAUUUGGUUUGGUUUGGGGGUUUUUCAACCAAAAACAGUAAAGGAUUGACACACAAUAUUAUCUACCGAAUCUUUAAUCAUAAAUUUUGAACAAGAUAGGUAUCCUAAAGGUCACAAUCAAAACUUUAACCUAGGUCAAGGUGAGAGCUAUGUGUCAAGGUUAAAUUUGAUGGAAUAGCAUUUCAUUAUACAUUUCUUGUUUAUAGGCUACUGAGUUUAUUUGUGUUUUUCCUUGGACUAGAAUGAUGCUUUAUCAUUGGAUAAAACGUGUCACGUAUUAUUGACGUUUAAAAUUCUUUAGACAUCAAGUAGCAAAAUUUAGAUGGCAACAUGGCAUCCAGAACGUCCUUUUAAUUGUAUUUCUUUCUUGUACAUAUUUACGUUUAUUUAUUUACACAUAAGACAUAACACUUAGGUUUUUUACUGACGGUCUAUAUAAAAAUUUCAGUUUCGCCUCGCCCUCUAUGGAUUUUAACAACCCCACAAAUUUUUUAUAGACAGUCAGUAACCAACCUAAUAAGUUAUGAUAUGUGCCAAGUAUCCUGCAACCACCAAAAUACUGGGCAACGUAAUCAGUUGUUUCAUCUUCAGUUGUAUUUUUGGGGGGAAACAGAUUUUUUUUCUUCUAAAUUAUGGCAUCAUAGGCUUAAUUCUGAUGCUCUUUUUAAAAAUGUUGUCAUUGAGAAUGUAUUUAACAAUGGUUCCCAGACAGUGAAUCAAAAGGUCUUCUCGUUACGUGACAUGAAUUUGCUUGAUUUUACAAUCAUUGUGCUUUUACUGUGGUAAGAUUGCACAUUCUGUGUGUGUUCACCUCAGUAAUUCCACAGUGUUUUAUUGGGAUUCCCAGGUUUAUUUUGUUAUUGUCCAGUUUAUAUAUAUAUACCUUGUUUCUUUUCACAGUUGUCAGAAAAAUCAGGCUUUUAUAGAGAAACAAAGACAAUGUUUUCAAAAUAAAUAUAAAUGAAUAUAAA